AUGAUUUUUCUGCCCACCAGUACAUAUAUAUUUUUUUCUUGUUCCACAACUUUUUGCGUGGAGUUACCACGGAACGCGUCAACAUUUUUUUUGCUUUUUGUGGAAGCCUCUUUUUACCUUUUUUCUUUUUUUUUUUCUAAAUUGUUUUGGAAGUUUUUGGCAAGGGAAAUGGUUACCAUGUCCAAUGAGCGUUUGGAAUUUAUGCGGCAUCUCGGUAUCACAGAGGAAGAUGUAAUGGAUCCUUUGUUGGUGAAAGGCGCGAAUGGGAAUAAGAAAGGAUUUAAUGAAAGCCGUUUGGACGGUGGCCGGACUCGUGAAACCUCUCUGGAUGUGAAUUUUGUCAAUACGUCUAGCACGGCAUUUCCGAUUGUUGAUUCAUCUGAAUCCAACGUGAAGCCUUUAAAAAAAGAUAAGACGCCUCAAUGUAAGGGAAAUAAUGGAAUAUCUACAGCUGGACUUUCACCUGAGCAGUUGAAGGUCGAUGGAAACCGGGCAUUUGGGGAGGGACGCUACCGCGAGGCAUUAAACUACUACACGGAUGCCAUAGAGCUUCUUCUUGAAGAAGGUAAUUACCAAUUGAGAGAGAAGGGUCAUCUAAAUGCGAAGAGUAAUGGGAUCAUUGCAUCUGGAUUUGGUGCUUGUGAUCCAAGGACCGUUUUGCUUGCUGCCUUGUUCAGUAAUCGGUCGGCUUGCUAUCUCCAGGCUGCAAAACAAAUAGGAGCAGCUGAAGCUCUUGAAAGUGCCAUCCGAGAUGCGGAUCGCGCGGUUGAGCUCCGCCCAACGUGGUUUAAGGGCUAUUCUCGUCAAGGUGAUGCAUUUUUCAAGAUGAAGAAAUACAGUCAGGCAGUAGAGGCGUAUGAAAUGGCAUUGCAGUUCGACCCUGGGAACAACAAUCUUCUUCAGUCGGUAGAGGAAGCUCGUCAGCGUAGUGCGACAAAGGCUCGGGAGAGUGUACAGAGCAUAAAAAAACAAGCCACUGUUUCACGUGGGGAGAGAAAUGCCGCCUCGGUUAAAUUUGUUCCAGUUGCGGUUCCCGCAUCUGCUAAUGUUUCUUGCAACAAUACAUCUAUGGGGAGGCGUGAUAAUGUACAGUUCAAAACUACUGCGCGCCAGCUUUGGAAUGAAUUUAAACCCGAGGUUGAAGCUUCUGUUCACCAACCUACUGGUGAUGACUACAGAAAAGAACAAUUGCGAUUAUUUCGCGAGCAGAAAGAGCGGGAGAGGAAUGGAGUUGCAAUACCACCCAGUGGUGAUAACCGCAGCAACGAAGAAUCACCUUUGAAGGGGAAUGCGACAGAACAGAAAUGUUCGGGAGUUAAUGUUUCAGGAACCAACACAACUCCCAGGAGGGGGCGACUUGACUUUAUACCGCAGGAGUUUUCAUCAGAUGCAGCUGCGGCAUACCAGCAGCGUCUUCUUGAAGAAUAUAGGCGGAGAAAAGCACAACGUAUGUAG
Molecule: messenger RNA, 1455 nt
Organism: Trypanosoma cruzi
Lineage: Eukaryota; Euglenozoa; Kinetoplastea; Trypanosomatida; Trypanosomatidae
Exons: 1
Coding region: 1-1455 (484 amino acids)
Molecular function (GO): Hsp90 protein binding
Source: RefSeq, a predicted model, not a curated record